AAUUGAUCUUAUCACCUAUUUACUAUGCUUGGUCGUUAAUGAGUCAAUAAAAGUUAGAACAAUAUGGUCAAUUUCAUUUAUCAUUAUAUCCACAUGUCGUGUGAUACUUGGUCAGAACGGAACAUUGUCGUUCAAAUAAAAAAUGGUAAAAGUAACGUCCGUUCAAACUAUUUCGGGUCGAGUUCAAAGCAAAUGGAUGAAAGUGAAAAAAGUCCACGUGAACUCUCAAUCGAAAAUUGGAAAAUGUACAAAAACUGUGCCAGAAGAAUCAUGUCUUGCACGACGAUUCAAAGAAUUUGCAUCAAAUACAGCACUACAUGGAUAUAAUCAUAUUGUGCGUGAAGAUUCAACAAAAUGGGAGCGCAUUGCUUGGAUUUUAAUUGUUGUUAUAGCAACAGUAGUGGCAGCUGUUCUCUUGUACAUUUCAUGGCAAUUGAAUUUAGAAACGCCAACUAUUACUGUAAUCGAAAGUACUCAUUACCCGAUAUCGAACGUACCCUUUCCGGCAGUUACUAUUUGCAGUAUGAACAGCAUAUCGGCAAGAACAGCAAUGAGCUUGGCACUAAAUAUGAAACGACCAAGUGAUGUGUCAGCCGACAGGCUCUCGAAACUGUUUCAAUUGGUCUUACAUUUUCAGGGUGUUGGAGAAGCUCGUAAAGAAGAUUACAAUCUGUUGCACAAUAUUUUACAAACAAACCAAAUGAGUGUCGUUAAUUUGACCAGCGUCCUGAAGCCAAAGUGUACAGAUUUAUUGAAAAAUUGCCGCUGGAAAGGCACUGAGUCGCGUUGCGAGGAAAUUUUUCAAUCGAUUAAUACAAUUGAAGGAAUUUGCUGUUCAUUUAACUACUACGGAUUGACGACGAACAAUUUUGCACCUAAAGUUGCUCAGAAAAGGCCAAAAGAGCCACGUCGAACAUCGUCGUGUGGCUAUCAAACUGGUUUAACCGUUAUUUUAACUCCAAUGAGCGAUGAUUAUCACAGCAGUUUCUUCAGUAGCUACGGAGUUCGUGUAUUAGUACAUGACCCAUACGAUUUUCCCGAUGAUAAUGCUGAAACGAAAGCAAUAAGUAGAAAAAUGAUUGCAUUUGUGAUGGUCUAUCCAGAAACAACAUACAGCACGUCUGCCGUUCGUAGUUUAUCGCCGGAUGCAAGGUAUUGCUAUUUUCAUGAUGAACAUCGUCUCAGUCAUAUGCAACGCUAUUCCUAUGUGAAUUGUUUGGCUGAAUGUCGAACGGAAAUUGCUUAUCGAUUGUGCGGAUGUGUACCAUACUUUUUACCCAACAACGGUUCCUAUCGUGUAUGUGAAAUGAACGAAAUGGAAUGCGCACGGGAAAAUCGGCCAAUAUAUUUUGGAGCAUUGCCUGGACUAAAUAAAACGAUUGUUGGAACGGCUGAACCAAGUAUACAACAUACACCAUGUAAUUGCCUUCCUGAUUGCCAACUAAAUCAAUAUCCUACUGAGAUUACAUCGGCACACCUAAAUCGUUCAUAUUCGUUUUCACGAAUGGGACUAUUCAAGGGCAUUAAUAUCACCGAUCACACCUCUCUUACCGUUUUUUUCGGUGAUCUCGUUUCAACACAUUAUCGAAAGGAUAUAUAUCAAAAUUGGCUUAGUUUAUUAGCUUCAUUCGGCGGCAUAUUGGGUUUGUUGCUGGGCUUUAGUUUUGUUGCUGGGUUCGAGCUUAUUUAUUUUUUCACAAUUCGUGUGCUUUUCGAUCGAUGGGCGAGCAGAAAAAAUAAAGUCACUCAUUGGGCCAUAAAAUAA
Messenger RNA from Contarinia nasturtii (swede midge), 1765 nucleotides. Its product is annotated as sodium channel protein Nach-like. The record is from RefSeq and is a predicted model, not a curated record. The transcript is spliced from 5 exons. Gene Ontology annotation, cellular component: membrane. Gene Ontology annotation, biological process: sodium ion transmembrane transport. NCBI's taxonomy places the organism in Eukaryota, Metazoa, Arthropoda, Insecta, Diptera, Cecidomyiidae. Gene Ontology annotation, molecular function: ligand-gated sodium channel activity. Bases 143 to 1765 code for a protein of 540 amino acids.